CCUUUCUUUUCUUAUUCGAAUAAAUGCUGUUGCGACUGCUUUGCGCAUCACUCUAAGAAGAGUAUAAAACAAGGUAAAUUUUCUGACAAAGUAUCACUUUCAAUUGGUUUCUUCACCGAUUAGGAGAUAAACUAUUCAAAAUGAAAAUUUACUUUUUGAUUUGUGUUUUGGUGGCCUCUGUGACCGCUGAUGUUAGCAAUGAAUAUCUGCCACCAAAUUAUGGUGCUGCCUCUUCUCUAGUAGAGAGUGCUCCAGUAUCAGAUCCAUCUUAUAGCGCUCCAGAGCAAAGCUAUAAUGUUGCAGCUUCCGGACUAGAAUAUGCAGCCUCGGAACCUUCGCAUAGCUUCUCUUCUUCAGAUGGUUACCGCUAUAAGACUCAAAGACGUGUAGUAUAUCGUCAUCGUCAACGUCGUGGUGCUCCUUCAAGCGAUUAUUUGCCUCCACAAGCUACUUCACUUUCAUCUGAAUACUUACCUCCAGCUGCAUCUUCUUAUUCUGCCGCCCCAUCCUAUCAAUCUGAAGCAUAUGCACCAGCUCCAUCUUAUCAAUCAGAAUCAUACGCCGAACCUUCUGAAACUGCUCCUGCUCACAUAUUUUCUUCUAAUGAUGGUUACCGUUACAAAACUGCUCGUCGUCGUGUAUACCGUCGUCGCCGAUACUAAACCAGAAAUGUUUAAAACUCAUUGACAUAUAUGAAAAUAACAAAUAAUAAUUAUUAUGAUCAAAAAUA
Messenger RNA from Zeugodacus cucurbitae (melon fly), 730 nucleotides. RefSeq lists its product as uncharacterized. The transcript has 2 exons. The coding region runs from base 141 to 662 and encodes 173 amino acids. The record is from RefSeq and is a predicted model, not a curated record. Lineage: Eukaryota; Metazoa; Arthropoda; Insecta; Diptera; Tephritidae.